CACCAAACCCACGAACUUCGUCGCCAUAUUGAGUCAAAACAAGGAACAUCAAGAACUUCCACGAAUGAUUGUUUUGAAGAAUAGGAUAUGGAUUCCUUAGAGGUGAAUACUAUAAAACAAGAUCUUAAUGAAGAAGAUACUGAAUUCACAAGUGGAGAUGGAUGCAGCAAACUGGCACAUAAUUCCAAUCUAGUGGCUGAUUCACAAAUUCAUGACGAUGACUCAGACUUGAAACACCUGGUUGACGACAGAGAAAGUCCUGUAAUAAUAAGAGAUGAAACUAUAGUUCAGCUUCAAAAUCCCGGUCCCAAUGUACCUACUUCUAUCCAAGCCAGUCCUGACCAGCUUAAUGACCUUCAGAGUUACCUUGUGACCUUUAACAAGGAAAUAGGACACGGAGGACAGCCAACAGGUUACAGCAUAGGGGAAAUACAAGUAGAUUCUAGUAAUAUACAAAAUUCAUCAAGACCUGUUUUAUUCAGUGAUGGUCAGAUAAUAAAUGUUUCUACUAGUCUACAUUCUAACCAAGGACUGUCCAGUAUAAGUGAUGAUAGUAAAGUAGAGAUUUCCAUGACAACAGAUAACCUUGACCCUCAGAGCCAGACCUUGAAGUUAGCAGAGGCUCUGUCUAACAGUGGUGCACUUAUACAUCAAACUGACAAUGUUAUCAGUCAAAGUGUGUUAUCUCCCCUGUCACAUUCACCAGAUCAGCAGCAGAGAACUGUUGUUUUACAAGGACUACCAGGGGCCCCAGGAACUUUGGUACAGGUUAAUGUUCCAGGGAAAAAAGUUUUACCAGUUGUCUCCCUUGAGGGCAAAGAACAGAUGCAACAGAUGCAGGUGUCUAUGGAUUCCAUGACAACGGUUAUUCCCCAGAUAAUUCAUGUGUCUCAGCCAUCAGAAAUAUUACAACCAGGGAUAGAGGCUAUGAAAACUGAUGUGAUUACCACAGUAGCUUCAAAUUCAGCUGGAAUGGGAUCACUUCAAGGACUUCAGAUAGGACAGGCAGAUAUAACCAAUGCUCAGUUGAUAGCCUUACAGAAUGCUGAGAAUGCCAAUCCACAGUUAGUGACCGUAAAUAAUUCACAAGAGAUCCAAUUGAUGGGAACUAGUGAUGCAGAGACAGGGUCAAACACCAAUUUCCAAACAGUUUCAAUUGUUCCCACAUCAGUGGAUCAGGGGGGAGAAAUGAAUUAUGUUUUGAUUGUUUCACAACCAGAUGGUGAAAAAGAAGGCGGCUCUCCAAAACAGUUUGCCUUAGAUAUGGGAAUGUUUCAACCAGUCUUUGAUUUCAAAGAUGGACAAAAUCUGGUUGAAGAAGUUGUUGAUGAUGAUGGAACCACAAGGAAAAUAAUACGGGUGAAUUCAGUGAAUCCUAAAAAGUUUGAAAUGGUUCAAUCCCCUGCUGCACAGCUGCAAUGUCAUUAUUGUAGCUACACUGCUCCAAAACGUUACCUCAUGAUGCGUCACAUGAAAACACACUCUGAAGACAGACCUUAUCAGUGUAAUCUUUGUGAGAAGAGUUUUAAAACACAUGCAUCUCUUCAAAACCAUGUAAAUACACAUACUGGCGUUAGACCACAUAAAUGUAAGGACUGUGAAAUGGCAUUCACUACCUCUGGAGAACUUGUUAGACAUAUUCGUUACAAACACACAUUUGAAAAACCACACAAAUGUACAGAAUGUGAUUAUGCUAGUGUGGAAUUAAGUAAACUUAAAAGGCAUAUAAGAUCACACACUGGAGAGAGGCCUUAUCAAUGCCCACACUGCCCGUAUGCCAGCCCUGACACGUACAAGCUGAAACGUCAUUUGAGAAUUCAUACAGGAGAGAAACCCUAUGAAUGUGAUGUGUGUCAUGCACGUUUUACACAGAGUAACAGUCUGAAGGCACAUAAACUUAUACACUCUGGUCUAAAACCAGUUUUCCAGUGUGAACUUUGUCCAACAACAUGUGGUAGAAAAACUGAUCUAAAAAUACACAUGAUGAAAUUACACAGUAAUGACAAACCUGUAGACUGUAAGAAAUGUGGCAUGGUAUUUCAAGAUCGUUACAGCUUUAAAUUACAUUUGAAAACUCACGACGGUGAGAAAUGUUUCAAAUGUGAUCAGUGUGAAUAUGCUGCUUUAUCACAACGUCAUUUAGAAAGCCAUUUGUUAACUCAUACAGGUUUUUAUGUGUUUGGAGAAAAACCUUUUGAAUGUGACGAGUGUGAACAAACAUUUAGACAAAAACAGCUUCUUAAGCGUCACAAAAAUUUGUACCACACACCAGACUACAGCCGACCAGAACCCAAAGAGAAAACUUAUGAAUGUAAUUUAUGUGAUAAAUCUUUUGCAAAUAAAGGUAAUUUGUUACGUCACAUGCAGAACCAUGAUCCAGAAUACUGGAACAAGAAGUUAGGAGAUGGAGGAAAUGUUGCCCUGUCAACAGAGGAUCUGAUCCAAGGGUCGUUACUCAAUGACAUGAGAGAUGGGAAAUUAGGCUCCGCCCCCAAAGUUGUGAUUGUCCAUCCAAAUGGUAGUGUAGAGGAGGUAACCUCCAGACUACAGAAUCUGGUUGCUGAGAAACAGAUGGAAGAAAUGAUGGUUGAGGUUGUACAAGAUGGCGGCAGCCCAACAUCAGUAUCUACACAUAGUUUAGAAGAGGCUAUUAGGAAUCAAGUAGAGGCUGCAAUACAAUCACAUGCUUUAAAGGCAUUAGAGAUAGCUAAAACAAACAGUGGAGAUGACUCUGCAACAGACAACUUAACCAUUGAUCUAGAUAGACCAACUCACAUAGUGACAGGGCAGCCUAAACAAACUUUCAGUAGACAGGAAUUGGAAAUGGAAACAGAAAGUAGUUCUGGUUCCCAUAAUGGAUGCAUUACACUUAGUACCAGUCAGACAGGAUGGGACACUGAACACAUGAAUAAAAUUCCUGAUCAUAUUGUUCUUGUCAAACCAAAAGAUAAAAGGGGGGUGAUUAAAAUUGUAUCUGAAACAAGUCAAGAUAUAGAUGAGGGUAAAGAGAGUAAAAGGGAUUUGAUUGAAGGGGUGGGGAUAGACGUAGACAAUAUAAGUGCAGAUUUGAAUGAACAAAGUGUUUUACCUGACCAACUGGACCAUGAAAUGGAAAAUGGCGAUAAUACUCAGUCUUAGAUCUAUGUUACAGUUUUUUGUUUACUUAUACAUUUAUUGUAAAUGUUUUGUUAAUUUAUACUAGUUUAUUGUUGUUAUUAUAAUUUGAAAAUUUAUUGGUCCUUCAUAUUAUAUCAUGCUACAAAGAAGCCAGAAGAAAUUUUAACUUACCGUAAACCAAUUUAACUUUGUGUUGACCUCUCAGAGAAUUCCUUUCUUACUGUUUUUGCUAUGUUGUUACCUUGUUGGUGUAUUCAUAAAAGAGAAUGUCAAGUUUGCCGAACUAUCCACCAACCUUUUUUUAGUAAAGUUUUAUGUGUUUAGUGAACUUAAGUCUGUUCUAUCAGGCUUUGUUGAUGUAAUUAUGAAAGUAAAGAUCAUAAAUAGACUAUAGAUUGACGCAAAGAAUUAUAAUCAUUUUAUUUUUCUACUUGGUUUUAAGAAAUCACUGACCAAAAUAUUAAAUAAACAGUAUUUUAUUAGAGAUAAAUCAUUCAAACAGCAUUCAUGGUAUAAAAUGUUAAAUUCACCCUUGAUUUUUUGUAAAAAUCAUGAUUUUGAUCAAAUUAAAUCAGGAAUUAUGUCUUCAAAUCCUGUUAUAAUCACUUAAUAAUAAUUCAGUUUAAAAAGUUUGUGCUUUUUCUGUGUAAAAAUGUCUUUUUUAAUCUUUAUGAUGACUUUUGCAUUAUAUUUUAUUAUAUAAGACCUGAACAUUUGUGCAACAGAAUUUCUAAAUUGACCUGAUGUAUAGAUGUAACACAUGAAUUAAGGAUGUACUUAGGUGAGGUUAGGUAAAAAUUAAGAAAUUAAAAUUGAUACUAUAAGCUGGUAGAGUAUUCAUUAAGGAUAAAGAUAAGCUUAAAUAUUGAUAGGUCAUGGACCUCCUUUUCAAGAUAUUUGAGAUUUAAAAUAUGACAGGAAAAGGCUGACUUGGACUUUUACCUUAUAUUUGGAUUGGUAUUAUUUAAGUCUCAAAACAAAAGAAAGAAAAUCAAGAGUCUUCUAAUAUUUGGGUAAAUGAUCUUUCAUGAGCUGUUAGGGAAGACAUCAAAAGUUCAAUGAAGGAUAAAAAACUUAAUUCACAUAGUUUUUUCACUGACCCCCACACACCCCUUCCUAACUUAAUUUGGGAAAAAUGAUUGACCAAUAGGGAUAUAUGUAAAAUCGAUUUGAGAUCAAUAAAACUUGCAGCAAUGUUGACUCCCACCCCCAAACUAUUUGAUUUAAGUUUUUUAUCCUACAUCGUUCUUUUGAUGUCGUCCCUUUAGGAUGUAUUUUUCUGACUUUUCAGUCUCAUUCAGUCUCGUUGAAAUCUUGUUCUUCAAUAAUUUUGAAAACAUGCUAUACAAGUGGAAAAUAUCAAUGAAUUUUUAAAUAUUAUAAUCAAACAUAACUCUGUUAAAAAAUCAUCACUUUUAAGAUGUUUUUUGUCAAAAUUGGAAGUGUCCACACCUGUGCUCAUCCUCAUCCUUUAUAUAUGUUAUGUAAUAUCAUAAAAUAGAACUUACAUUUCAAUAUUAUGAAUGAACAUGAAUACGGCCACUUUUAAAUAAGACUGAAACCACUUAAAAAAUUAACUUAAAUGCUAAAAUGAUGCUAGUACCUGAUAUAUGUGCAUUGCAAUGUCACAAACAGCCCAUAUUUAGUCAGCAGAAGCAUUGGUCUUUCCAAUAAAUAGCUAUAAGAUUAAUUUUCACAAUUUUGUAAAACUGCUAUAUUUUAGGGCCAAAGGGGUCAUACUGAACCUACUCCUUUGAAUAACAAGGUAUAAGCUUACAUGAUUUUAAGUGUUAAAAACACAAAACUUAUUUAUUUUGCAUGCUGUUGUAUCAAACCACAAAGAGAACAAAAAUUCAGUUUCUUAGUUUAUGUACUAAAUAAUGUAUAUUAAACAUUGACUGUUAACUUAUUAGUGUGUUUAUAUGUACAAAAGAUGAUUUUCAAUGUUUCUUUAUUGUCAGAUAUUUAAAAUAAAACG
Messenger RNA from Mytilus trossulus (common blue mussel), 5095 nucleotides. RefSeq names its product zinc finger and BTB domain-containing protein 17-like. The record is from RefSeq and is a predicted model, not a curated record. Bases 88 to 3138 code for a protein of 1016 amino acids. Gene Ontology annotation, molecular function: DNA-binding transcription factor activity, RNA polymerase II-specific; RNA polymerase II cis-regulatory region sequence-specific DNA binding. The transcript is spliced from 10 exons. Lineage: Eukaryota; Metazoa; Mollusca; Bivalvia; Mytilida; Mytilidae. Gene Ontology annotation, cellular component: nucleus. Gene Ontology annotation, biological process: regulation of transcription by RNA polymerase II.